Rattus rattus (black rat) is the source of this 1371-nucleotide messenger RNA. It is a transcript of the gene Rad52, whose product is annotated as RAD52 homolog, DNA repair protein. Lineage: Eukaryota; Metazoa; Chordata; Mammalia; Rodentia; Muridae. Gene Ontology annotation, cellular component: nucleus. Bases 78 to 1187 code for a protein of 369 amino acids. Gene Ontology annotation, biological process: double-strand break repair via single-strand annealing; DNA recombinase assembly; double-strand break repair via homologous recombination. The transcript is spliced from 10 exons. The record is from RefSeq and is a predicted model, not a curated record.
AGUACACGGCAGAUGAAUACCAGGCCAUCCAGAAAGCUCUGAGGCAGAGGCUGGGGCCAGAGUACAUUAGCAGCCGCAUGGCGGGAGGAGGUCAGAAGGUGUGUUAUAUUGAAGGUCACCGGGUAAUUAAUCUGGCCAAUGAGAUGUUUGGUUACAAUGGCUGGGCACACUCCAUCACCCAGCAGAAUGUGGAUUUUGUUGACCUCAACAAUGGCAAGUUCUACGUGGGAGUCUGUGCAUUUGUAAGGGUGCAGUUAAAGGAUGGUUCCUAUCAUGAGGAUGUGGGCUAUGGAGUUAGUGAGGGCCUCAGAUCGAAGGCUUUGUCACUGGAGAAGGCCAGGAAGGAGGCUGUGACUGACGGGCUGAAACGGGCACUCAGGAGUUUUGGGAAUGCACUUGGAAACUGCAUUCUGGAUAAAGACUAUCUGAAGUCGCUGAAUAGGCUGCCGAGGCAGCUCCCUCUUGAAGUGGAUUUAACUAAAACAAAGAGAGAAGAUUUUGAACCAUCUGUAGAACAGGCAAGAUAUAACAGCUGCCGACAGGAUAAAGCAUUGGGGCCCCCCAAACCACAGGAAGCAGCUUCUCCUUGCAGACCAAGCCACCCACAUGAUUCGAACAUUAAGCUACAGGGGGCUAAGGACAGCAGCAGCAGCUCCUGCAGUCUGGCCGCCACCUCAGAGAGUGAUGCCACUCACCAGAGGAAGCUCCGGAAGCUCCGGCAGAAGCAGUUCCAGCAGCAGUUCCGGGAACAGAUGGAGGCUCAUCGGCUUAGCCACGCAGCUGCCGAAGAGGUGGAAGCCAAGCGUGAGGCAGCACUUCCAGCCCCUCCAAAACACAGCACCCCCGUACCUGCAGCCUCGGCAUGCCUCAGGGAGAAAGCCGUCCUUCCAGAUAACCUAGAAGAGAACCUUGAAAUGUGGGACCUUACUCCAGACUUAGAAGACAUCAUUAAGCCCUUGUGUAGAACAGAACCACCCCAAACCUCUGUCACCCGAACCCACAACAACCAGGCGGUGAUCCAGGACAGUGUCCCACAUAUCCAUUGCCACCAGAAAGUACAAGAAAAACCUGGACCUGGGCACCUGCAGACCUGCAGCACUAAUCAGCAUGUCCUAGGUAGCAGAGAAAACUCUGAAUCUCAUAGGAAGAGCCAGGACCUGAAGAAAAGGAAACUAGAUCCAUCCUGAAGCUCAAUAAGUUACUAGAUUCUGCCACAAAGGGACUUUGGAAAACUGCAGUUUGGUCACCAAAUUGUUCCCAUCUUGGUUCAUGCUGAACUCUUUAGAGCCUACUAUAGAGGAAGCUGACUACGUAAAGAGGUUGUCGUACCCUGUGAUGGGAAAGAGGCCAACAGAUGCUUUAACUUUUUUC